AUGUCACUUAGAAAAGCAGAGGGACAGCAUAUGCUGAUAAACAGUGGUCUGAUUGACACAGUCAUUGAGAAGGCGAACAUAAAGCACACUGAUACGCUUCUGGACGUGGGGGCUGGGACUGGAAGCAUCACAUUGAAACUGCUGGAAAAAGCAAAGCGAGUUGUGGCCUAUGAAAAAGAUGGGCGUCUUUGCAGGGAACUCAGAAGCAGGGUCUGUGGGAAGAAGCACCUGAAAACCAAAUUGGAUUUGAGAGAAGGCGACUUCUUGGACGAAGACGUCCCACACUUCGACAAAUGCAUCAGCAACAUCCCAUUCAACCUGAGUCUGCCAAUUGUGCUUAAGUUGAUGGGAUGCCAUUUCAGAAGUGUGUUCAUUCUGGUACAGAAGGAGUUUGCAGAGAGACUUGUUGCUAGGCCAGGAUCAAAGGAGUACAGCAGACUCUCUGUGAUUGUACAACUGUAUACACGUGUUGAUCAUAUCAUGAAGAUCAGCAGAAAGAGCUUCAAUCCAAUGCCAAAUGUGGACACGUGUUUCGUACGGAUGCAGCCUAAGACACCAAGGCCACUCAUCAACUCAGUUGAAUUCGAUAACAUGCUGAAAAUCUGCUUCAGUAGAAAGAACAAAACACUUCAUGGGAAUCUGAAAGCACAGCAAAUCACCAAAUACGUAAAAAAGAGUACAGGAAAAGAGAGUGGUGCCUUGCUGGUUGAAAGAGUACUCGACAAAAUAGGCCUACGGGAAUCAAGGCCAUCCAAAAUGAGUGUGGAAGAAUACCUGAUGCUUUUUGCUGAAUUCAAGAAAGAGGGCAUUUCAUUUGAGUAG
Molecule: messenger RNA, 822 nt
Organism: Enterospora canceri
Lineage: Eukaryota; Fungi; Microsporidia; Enterocytozoonidae
Source: the annotation of a GenBank genome assembly